Molecule: messenger RNA, 1697 nt
Organism: Mustela lutreola (European mink)
Lineage: Eukaryota; Metazoa; Chordata; Mammalia; Carnivora; Mustelidae
Gene: SIRT7
Product: sirtuin 7
Exons: 10
Coding region: 66-1268 (400 amino acids)
Molecular function (GO): NAD+ binding
Source: RefSeq, a predicted model, not a curated record
UCGCGCAUGCGCCGGAGCGCGGCCUGCCCGGAGGCGGAAGCGGAAGCGCGGGUCUCCCGGGAGCGAUGGCAGCCGGGGGUCCCAGCCGCUCGGAGCGCAAGGCGGCGGAGCGGGUCCGGAGGCUGAGGGAGGAGCAGCAGCGGGAGCGCCUCCGCCAGGUGUCGCGCAUCCUGAGGAAGGCGGCGGCCGAGCGCAGCGCCGAGGAGGGCCGGCUCCUGGCCGAGAGCGAGGACCUGGUGACCGAGCUGCAGGGUCGGAGCAGGCGGCGCGAGGGCCUGAAGCGGCGGCAGCAGGAGGUGUGCGACGACCCGGAGGAGCUGCGGAGGAAAGUCCGGGAGCUGGCCGGCGCCGUGCGGAGCGCCAAGUACCUGGUGGUCUACACCGGCGCGGGCAUCAGCACGGCAGCCUCUAUCCCAGAUUACCGGGGCCCUAAUGGAGUAUGGACUCUGCUUCAGAAAGGGAGAAGUGUUAGGGCCGCUGACCUGAGUGAGGCCGAGCCGACCCUCACCCACAUGAGCAUCGCCCGCUUACAUGAGCAAAAGCUGGUGCAGCACGUGGUGUCUCAGAACUGUGACGGGCUCCACCUGCGGAGCGGGCUGCCCCGCACGGCCAUCUCGGAGCUCCACGGGAACAUGUACAUCGAAGUGUGCACGGCCUGCACCCCCAACAGAGAGUAUGUGAGAGUGUUCGAUGUGACCGAGCGCACCGCCCUGCACCGGCACCAGACGGGCCGGGCCUGCCACAAGUGCGGGGCCCAGCUCCGGGACACCAUCGUGCACUUUGGGGAGAGGGGGACCCUGGGGCAGCCUCUGAACUGGGAGGCAGCCACUCAGGCAGCCAGCAAAGCAGAUACAAUCCUAUGUUUAGGCUCCAGCUUAAAGGUCUUGAAGAAGUAUCCUCGUCUGUGGUGUAUGACCAAGCCCCCCAGCCGGCGGCCCAAGCUCUACAUUGUGAACUUGCAGUGGACCCCGAAGGAUGACUGGGCUGCCCUGAAGCUUCACGGAAAGUGUGACGACGUCAUGCAGCUCCUCAUGGAUGAGCUGGGCCUGGAGAUCCCCCCUUAUAGCAGGUGGCAGGACCCCAUCUUCUCCCUGGCGACUCCCCUGCGUGCGGGUGAGGAAGGUAGCCACACUCGGAAGUCGCUGUGCAGAAGCCGAGAGGAGCCUCCGCCUGGAGACCGGGGUGCACCGCUCAGCUCAGCCCCGGUCCUAGGCGGCUGGUUUGGCAGGGGCUGCACUAAACGCACAAAAAGGAAGAAAGUGACGUAACCCGGUGCUGGACGAGAACAAAUGGCACUUUGCAGAUAUGGGAACUCGCAGUCAGGGGCGAGGCCGGGACUGCCCCCCGGGUCCCGCGCGCCCCCUCCCUUGCACUGCUGCGGCCACCUCGGGCGUGGGCCACCGUCGGUCAGAGGACUCCUCGCUGUCGGGCCGCGUCCUAGAGGGGGGGCGGCCACGCCUCUCUGCGGGAUCGGAACUCGGGUUGCUUCACAGCCGGCCGGUCAGGAGGAAGCACGCGACUGCCUUACCUCGUGCACCGGGCUCGUCUCAGGGGCCUCAACCCUAUUUCUACUGCUUCUUACUAAACCGUGGUAACUUCAUAGCGACCUUUUUCUGAGCGGGGUUUGCGGCAGAGGGCUGGCUCUGAGCCUGGGCUCGGCGCGCCUUUUUAUUGUUAUUAAACAUCUCUGCACUGUC